AUGCAUCGCCCAUUUCCCAAAGCCGCUAUCACCCUUCUCACCAUUAUACUUGGCCUGAGAUUCUCGACACUCUUGUCAUAUUUUCAAUUGGAAGCAUCAGGAGCAUCAUCAUAUUCAAAUGAUUGGUACAAUCAAUACUACACUCCUCUUUCCAAUGGAUUUGCUAACAUACCAACAGUCCUCAUGAAUGCCGGUGGUGCUGGCCUGAUUGGGCCCUCUUUGAAAUCGCUUUCGGAACGAGCCGUUGCAAAAAGUCCAAGUAGUAGCAGUAGUAAUAGUAGACCCAACAGCAACAGCAACAACAACAAGUCCACAAGAAAACGAAGAUUAUUGCUGGGAAUAUCGACCAAAGACUAUCUAGACAAGGCAGAGCGUCAACAUCGUCGCAUCAUUCGAGAUACUUGGCUACAACAAAACUUUCAUGACGACGGCGAUCCAUCAUCAUUAUCCGAAUAUUCAUCCCACAAUAAGGUAUGCUCCCUGCACAAAUUGCUCCAGUCUACUGUUCAAGAGGACUGUCAAUUGGUCUACACCUUUCUAUUUCCCAACAAGGACAAUCAAAGGAUUACCAAUGUUGAGGAGCUAUUGGACGUUUAUAAUCACCAGGGCAAUCAUAAUGAGACCCAAGAAAGCAAGCACGAUGCCUUUUUUAUUUCCGUUGACAAUCCCAAGAAUCAUUAUGAUGUUUUGUUGCAAUGGACCCAAUUGGUGGUACAGUUAUCAUCGCAGAGAAGAUCGCUCCUUGGUAGUUUUGAUUAUGUUGGAUUUGCUACCACUCAAGCCAUGAUGUUUCCACAACGCUUCUGGAAGGAAAAUAGUGGCAUCUUUCAAUCGACUUUGCCUCAUGAAUCCAUGGUGGCUGGGAUGCCGCUUAUCAAGGAAAAAGAAGGUGAUGAUGAUGACUCAAAGGAGGAUUUUGUCACACAAUGUGGCAAGUCGUUCUGUCUGGAUCCUAAUUUCUUGUGCUUUUCCCGAGACGUCAUCCAGCAUUUCGCCACUGCCAAAGUAUUGAGCUUUGAUACCACGAUGCAAGAGGAUGGGGAUGCGGCUAGCCUGGCAUCUUCGAAAUUGUUUCAACAUUUUCAAGACUACAAAGCAAGUACUGGAUCCGGAAUAUCGUGGAAGAAACUCGUUGGUGUGCAGCGAGCAUUCAAAGCUCCAGAAAGGGUGAUUUCGGUUUGGGACGAGUACGUUGCGACUAUUACCGACUAUCGACGAGUUUCGAUUGAGAAGAAGAACCUACUGCGGCCACAAGAAGAAGAAGAAGAAGAAGAAUACCAGCAUGCUCCUGUAAUCGACUAUGAAGGAAAUCCACGCAUGCUGGUAGGAAUCUUUACCACCAAUCUCAAACCAAUUGAACGAAAGCGGCGGAAUGCUUUGAGGCAGACUUUCAUCAAAUCCUAUGACCAUACUCCCACACCCCAUCGCAUUUGCAGUUUACAAGAACUGUUGAAAAAGAAGGUUUCGGAAGAAGACUGUCAGUUGGCGUACACCUUUGUGGUCGGAGCUGGAAAGAAGAAUCAGGCACCAAUGGUCAAUGUCAAUGCCAACCACGCGGAUGAAAUGGUCAUUCCAAGCAGCCAAAUCACAGAACCAGAACCGGACGUCUUAUAUUUAAAUAUUCGAGAGAAUAUGAACGAUGGAAAGUCCGAAACGUGGUUCAAGUAUGCGACGCUUUUGGCCGAGAAUCAGUUUUACUUUGAUUACAUUACCAAAAUGGACACCGACACCCUUCUGCAUCCGUAUCCAUUGUUCGAGAAAAUGUCCAAGUGGCCCAAAUAUCCCAACAAUGUUCAUGUUUAUGGUGGGCAUUAUGUGGUGAAGCAAGAUGCUGCUCAAGGAAAAGUGACAGUAUUAGGAACCAGUUACAUGGACGGGCCCAUGUAUUGGCUGUCCCCCGAUGUGGCACGGUUCAUUUCCGAUCCCAACCGAUGCAACCAUACGGAAUUGAGGACGCAUGCCGAAGACAUGUCGAUCGGAAACUAUGUGAACUCGUUUCCGUAUCCCAUUCAUCGUCUGACGCUGAGCAAUAAAUGUUAUACGCAUCCAUUGAAGAGUUUGGAACAUUACCGAAAGCGAUGGAAACGAUACAAGACAAAGUUCAAAGAGUUUCAUCCAUAA
Cylindrotheca closterium is the source of this 2121-nucleotide messenger RNA. Lineage: Eukaryota; Bacillariophyta; Bacillariophyceae; Bacillariales; Bacillariaceae. The record is from the annotation of a GenBank genome assembly.